AUGUUAAACCGGAGGCCCUUGGUCUCUUCUAGGAUCUGCUAUGGAUCCUGGAAACCGCUAAAAGCUAUCAGAUACAAAGUAACAGAUUCAAAGCAUGAAAAAGCAGAAGAUUUGUCCGAUGCGUUGCGACACACUUCCAAGCUUCGAGUGACAAAUAAAGAGUUUGCCACAUUAGUAGCAGAUCUAGAUACCUCCAAAGGCACAAACAAAAACAGCGAUGGGACAGCUAACAGUGCAAAACAUAGAAGUCUUAAGCGUUCAAGUCGAGACACAGAUGUGUCAAUGAGCUUACGAAGUAAAACCAACCUGCGACUUCUUAAGGGGUUUCUGAACGGGAAAAGUACAGAUAAUGAAGCAGAAGAUACUCAUGGAAGACCGGUAUCGAUAUCGGAUGUGAAACUUCGCGCCAAACCAAAAUCAAUCAGAGGAAUUACUGCUGGUAAAUCACCGGUAGUUCAAAGCAAAACCCUAGACAAUUCCACCAUUCCUCGACUCCAACAUAAUCUUGACCGGGCGCUCUUUUCACCAGGGGUCCACUUUCUUCAGGAUCCUCGCACGAGAGUGUACAAUUUUACUCCUUAUCUCAAAAAUAUCAUCAAGUAUACCGAUUUCAAUUUCGAAGCCAUUGGCUCAUUUGUCACCGUUUCCAAGGAUGCCACGCUUUUACAAGCUGCCAACGAGCACGGCAAGCAAUUCUAUUCAUCCACGUCUUCCAUGACGUCUGCAUUGAUCCAAUUCUACUUUCUACUCAACAACUACGAUCCAGCAAGCGGCGCCAGAUUUCCAUUUCCAAAGUUUACCGGCGCCAGCGCUAGACUUCCAGCAUCCCUAAUCAUCCAGCCGAAAGGGAAAAACCCCGAAAAUGGUCAGACGGUUUACGCUGUAGAAUCUGACAAGUCAGCUGAUACAGAGAUUCUUUUGUCGGCAAUGGGACAUUGUUUGGAGGCACUUCUCACCACAGAAGAAAAACAGUUUGAGCAGUAUAAAGUAUCGUCUUUAGAGACUCCAGCACCAACUCCAAACACUUAUAAUUACGCAACAUAUGGUGACUUUUUGAUGCGUUCGCAGCUCGAUUGCUACGACGAGCGACUUCCAGGAAACGGAACUUUCGAUCUCAAGACUCGAGCAGUGUGUGCUAUUCGGUACGACUCUGGAAAUCCUCAUCUUGAGAAUAACCAGUACCAAAUAUGGAAAUUGAAAGGACAAUUUGAGUCGUUUGAGCGAGAGUACAACGAUUUAAUUCGAACAGGAGCCUUACUCAAGUACGGAUUCCAGGCGCGGAUUGGUCAAAUGGACGGAAUCUACGUGGCUUAUCAUAAUAUCAACUCGUUCUUUGGAUUCCAGUAUAUCCCUCUUGACGAAAUUGACAGGGUAUUUUAUUCGUACGAAAAGGGAACACCAAAGUCCAUAAAUGUCAAGAAACUUGAAGAUUUACACGAUGAUCUUCCUUCGUUUGUGGCAGAAACUCAGUUUAAGAUGUCGUUGGAUGUUUGGACGAAUAUGUUGAAAACAAUCAUUGAUGAUUUGAAGGCAGAACAUGGCGAAACUGCAUUCAGAUUAGUUCUCAAAACCAUGCGGAGAGUAGGAUUGCUGAGACACAGAAUGCAAGUCAUGGCGGUCCCACUUUCUACAGAGCAAGUUUCUACCCUACAACAAUUUCCCAAGUCGUUCAAAACCAGUUUCCGAGAAGAUAUCGACCCACAAGAACGCCAUGCAAAUCUCCGCGAUCACAGCAGCAAGCUCGAUGCAUUCAAUGAAGAAACCGCAAAAGCUGGAGUUUUAUCAUAUUACAUUUAUGUGGAGAAUCUUUUCGGUCCUAACAAGAUAAGCAUAAAGGACCCACAUGGGUACCCUCGAAAUAAGUCUCAACCAUGGCUGUUAUCCUACACCAUCAAGCGGGUCGACAAAGGUCCUGAGCGAUACUUGGAACUACUUCGGGUUGCUACAAAAUUAUUAACAAACAACGAACCGCAACCAACUCCAGAACCCACAGAUGAAGAGGCAGAAAUCAAUAUUGUAGAUCCAACCGAUCUCAUGAAGGCAUACCUGGCCAUUGGUGCUGCGCGAGCCACCAAGUGGGAACCAAAAGAUGAGGCACGGGUGGUUUAUAACCCAAAAUAG
This is a messenger RNA of Meyerozyma guilliermondii ATCC 6260, 2121 nucleotides long. RefSeq names its product Pet127p (gene PET127). Gene Ontology annotation, biological process: mitochondrial RNA 5'-end processing. Bases 1 to 2121 code for a protein of 706 amino acids. The transcript has a single exon. Lineage: Eukaryota; Fungi; Ascomycota; Pichiomycetes; Serinales; Debaryomycetaceae. The record is from RefSeq and is a predicted model, not a curated record. Gene Ontology annotation, cellular component: mitochondrial envelope; mitochondrion.